UCAGUUAACCUCCAAAGCCACUGACAAAUUUCGACUGGUUGAUUUUUCGCUAAUUCACGCUGAUUCCGGUGUUUUUGGUACUCAACACGGGUUUUUAUAAUUACUAGAGCAAAAUGAGUUCUAUCGGUACUGGAUACGAUCUCUCAGCAUCGCAGUUUUCGCCCGACGGCAGAGUCUUCCAAGUGGAAUACGCCCAGAAGGCAGUGGAGAACAGCGGAACCGUAAUAGGCCUUCGCGGCAAAGACGGAGUGGUAUUUGCAGUGGAGAAGCUAGUGACAUCAAAGCUGUAUGAGCCAGGUGCAAAUAAAAGAAUCUUCAACAUCGAUGAGCACGUGGGAAUGUCUGUAUCAGGUUUAAUAUCAGACGCUCGUCAAAUAGCAGAAAUAGCAAGAUCAGAGGCAGCGAGUUAUCGUGCACAGUAUGGAAUUGGAAUACCAGUUAAAUAUCUAAACGAGAGAGUUGCCAUGUACAUGCACGCUUACACACUGUACUCAGCAGUGAGACCAUAUGGCUGUUCAGUUAUACUCGGUGCUUACGAGACCGAUGGUCCUGCCAUGUAUAUGAUUGAUCCAUCUGGUGUAUCUUACGGCUACUUUGGCUGUGCCGUUGGUAAAGCCAAACAAUCAGCCAAAACUGAAAUAGAAAAGCUCAAAUUGAGUGACAUGACUUGUAGAGAACUUGUCAAAGAGGCUGCGCGCAUUAUUUAUCUCGUUCAUGAUGAACUCAAGGACAAGCAGUUUGAGCUUGAGAUGAGUUGGGUUGGAGCACACACCAAUGGCAAACACCAACGUAUUCCACAUGAGAUCAAAACUGAAGCUGAGGCGAAAGCUCGUCAGGCUAUGGCUGAGGACUCGGACAGCGAUACCGAGGAUAUGUAGAAUUUAUUGUCUCGUGGCUUAUCUUUUUUUUUUAUUAUUAUUAAUUAUUGUACUGUGAACUGAUACUUCUUGGAUUAAAUGAUGGAUAUGAUGGAAACGAA
Fopius arisanus is the source of this 979-nucleotide messenger RNA. RefSeq names its product proteasome alpha7 subunit (gene Prosalpha7). The record is from RefSeq and is a predicted model, not a curated record. The transcript is spliced from 3 exons. NCBI's taxonomy places the organism in Eukaryota, Metazoa, Arthropoda, Insecta, Hymenoptera, Braconidae. Gene Ontology annotation, biological process: ubiquitin-dependent protein catabolic process; proteasomal protein catabolic process. Gene Ontology annotation, cellular component: synapse; nucleus; proteasome core complex, alpha-subunit complex. Bases 114 to 878 code for a protein of 254 amino acids.